Colletotrichum tamarilloi is the source of this 192-nucleotide messenger RNA. RefSeq lists its product as uncharacterized. The transcript has a single exon. The record is from RefSeq and is a predicted model, not a curated record. Bases 1 to 192 code for a protein of 63 amino acids. Lineage: Eukaryota; Fungi; Ascomycota; Sordariomycetes; Glomerellales; Glomerellaceae.
AUGGGCCCCGAGCAGGAACUCGCCUUGCAGUUAGAAAUCCUCAAAAUAGCCGCGAACAUACAGCGAAUGAUGCCGCCAUUGGUCGAUCAGGAGGGAGAGGGCCGCAUUAUUGCCGAUCAAGCUGUGUCUUCCCUGUUGCAGGCGUCUGAUAAUAUAGCCUCAAUACGCGGCAGUUACGGGGAGAGAGUAUAG